AUGUUUCCCGGAAUGUUCAUGAAGAAGCCAGACAAGGCAGAGGCUCUGAAGCAGCUGCGAAGCCAUGUGGCCAUGUUUGGGGCUUGGGUCGUUGCGAUCCGGGCCGCCCCCUACGUUCUUCACUUCCUCUGCGGUGAAAAGGAUGAGCUCAAGCUUGAAUUUUGA
Prunus armeniaca (apricot) is the source of this 165-nucleotide messenger RNA. NCBI's taxonomy places the organism in Eukaryota, Viridiplantae, Streptophyta, Magnoliopsida, Rosales, Rosaceae. The record is from the annotation of a GenBank genome assembly.